Molecule: messenger RNA, 2217 nt
Organism: Caenorhabditis briggsae
Lineage: Eukaryota; Metazoa; Nematoda; Chromadorea; Rhabditida; Rhabditidae
Gene: Cbr-pcca-1
Product: Protein CBR-PCCA-1
Exons: 7
Coding region: 1-2217 (738 amino acids)
Cellular component (GO): mitochondrion
Molecular function (GO): ATP binding; propionyl-CoA carboxylase activity; metal ion binding
Source: RefSeq, a predicted model, not a curated record
AUGCUCCGUGCGGCCUCAAACUUCCGUGCCGUAGCCAACCGCGAAUUUGCUUGUGCUAAACGACAAUUGAGCAAAACAACAAGAAAGAAUGCCACCGCAGCUGCCACCAGACCAGGAGUCCCACGGGAUGAACGUGAAGGAAAAGAGAUCUACACAACCGUCGGAAUCGAUCACAAUGAGCCAAAGUUCGACAAGAUUCUCAUCGCAAACAGAGGAGAAAUUGCGUGCCGUGUGAUCAAGACAGCUAAGGCUAUGGGAAUCAAGACCGUCGCUGUGCACUCUGAUGUCGACAGUAACUCCCUCCACGUCAAAAUGGCCGAUGAGGCGAUCUGCGUAGGAGAGGCUCCAACGGCCAAGUCCUACCUUCGUGUCGACCGUAUUCUUCAAGCCGUCGAGGAUACCGGAGCUCAAGCGGUUCACCCAGGAUAUGGAUUCCUUUCGGAGAACACCAAGUUUGCCGCCGAGCUCGAGAAGGCUGGAGCCAAGUUCAUUGGACCAAACUCCAAGGCUAUUCUUGAUAUGGGAGACAAGAUUCACUCCAAGAAGAUUGCCACCGCUGCUCGUGUAAGCAUGAUUCCAGGAUACGACGGUGAAAUCCCUGAGGAGGAUUUCUGUGUCAAGGUGUCACGCGAAAUCGGAUACCCAGUCAUGAUCAAGGCUUCCGCCGGAGGUGGUGGAAAGGGAAUGCGUGUUGCCUGGAACGACAAACAAGCUCGUGAGGGAUACAGACUCUCCAAACAGGAGGCUGCUUCCUCAUUCGGAGAUGACCGUAUGCUUGUUGAGAAGUUCAUUGACAACCCAAGACACAUUGAGAUGCAAAUCCUUUGCGACAAACACGGAAACGCUCUCUGGCUCAACGAGCGUGAAUGCUCAAUCCAAAGAAGAAACCAGAAGGUUAUCGAGGAGGCUCCUUCCAGCUUUGUUCCACCAGAGAUGAGACGCAAGAUGGGAGAGCAAGCCGUUCAGCUCGCCAAGGCUGUCGGAUACGACUCCGCCGGUACUGUCGAGUUCCUUGUCGACUCACAGAGAAACUUCUACUUCUUGGAGAUGAACACUCGUCUUCAGGUCGAGCAUCCAAUCACCGAAUGCAUCACCGGAAUCGACAUUGUUCAACAGAUGCUUCGCGUUGCCUACGGACACUCGCUCCCACUCACCCAAGAACAAGUUCCACUCAACGGAUGGGCUUUCGAGUCACGUGUCUACGCUGAGGAUCCAUACAAGGGAUUCGGUCUUCCAUCUGUUGGACGUCUGUCCAAAUAUGUUGAGCCACGUCACGUAGAUGGAGUCCGUUGCGAUUCCGGAAUUCGUGAGGGAUCUGAAAUCUCCAUCUACUACGAUCCACUCAUUUGCAAGCUCGUCACCCACGGAGACAACCGCCAGCAGGCUCUCGAUCGCAUGCAAGAAGCUCUCGACAACUAUGUCAUUCGCGGAGUAACACACAACAUCCCACUCCUCCGUGACAUUGUCCAAGAGAAGAGAUUCCGUAGCGGAGACAUCACCACUAAGUACCUCCCAGAAGUGUACCCAGAAGGAUUCCAAGGAACCGUUUUGACGCAUGCUGAGGAAAAGACCGUCAUCGCAUUUGCCGCGGCUCUCAACGCUCGCAAACUCGCUCGUGCCAAUCAGUUCCUCAACCAAAACAGACAACGCAGCACUCAUGUGGCUUCAUUCUCGAAGACCUACAAAUUCGUCUCUUCCCUUCCAGCCAAGGAAGGACAACGUCCAACUGAGCACGCUGUCGAAGUCUCGUUCGUUGAUGGAGAUGCCAACAAAGCCAAGGUUUCGAUCGGAGGAAAGGUCAUUGACAUUUCUGGAAACUUGAGCCUCUCGCUCCCAGUCAACUCGAUCGAGGUCAACGGAGAGCACAUCACCACCCAGAUUGUUGGAAAGCGCGCCGGAGAGAUCACUGUUCUCUACAAGGGAACUCCAUUCAAGGUGCAGGUUCUUCCAGAACAAGCCGUCAAGUACUUGCAGUACAUGAAGGAGAAGGCCAAGGUUGACUUGUCCACUGUCGUCCUCUCCCCAAUGCCAGGAGCCAUCAAGAACGUUAAUGUUAAGCCAGGAGACAUGGUUUCCGAAGGACAAGAACUUGUCGUCAUGGAGGCCAUGAAGAUGCAAAACAGUCUUCACGCCGGAAAGACUGGACGCGUCAAGGCCGUCAACGUCAAGGUCGGAGCCACCGUCGACGAGGGAGAGGUGCUUGUGGAGCUUGAGUAG